AUGCUUUUCGCUGGUUAUUACAUCUUGCGUUUCUCUGUUGUUAUGUCUGAAACCGUGCCUGCAGCUUCUGCCAGUGCUGGUGUAGCCGCUAUGGAGAAACUUCCAACCAAGAAGCGAGGGAGGAAGCCGGCUGGCUUGAUAAGUGCAAGUCGCAAAGUGCCGAACCUCUCUGUGUCCAAGUUGAUCACCGAGGCCCUUUCAGUGUCACAGGAACGAGUAGGUAUGUCUUUGGUUGCGCUCAAGAAGGCAUUGGCCGCUGCUGGCUACGACGUAGAGAAGAAUAACAGCCGCAUCAAACUGUCCCUCAAGAGCUUAGUGAACAAGGGAAUCCUGGUGCAAACCAGGGGUACUGGUGCUUCCGGUUCCUUUAAGCUUAGUAAGAAGGUGAUUCCUAAAUCUACCAGAAGCAAGGCUAAAAAGUCAGUUUCUGCCAAGACCAAGAAGCUGGUUUUAUCCAGGGACUCCAAGUCACCAAAGACUGCUAAAACCAAUAAGAGAGCCAAGAAGCCGAGAGCGACAACUCCUAAAACUGUUAGGAGCGGGAGAAAGGCUAAAGGAGCCAAGGGUAAGCAACAGCAGAAGAGCCCAGUGAAGGCAAGGGCUUCGAAGUCAAAAUUGACCCAACAUCAUGAAGUUAAUGUUAGAAAGGCCACAUCUAAGAAGUAAAGAGCUUUCCGGGAGGCCAAUUUGGAAAGAACCCAAAGGCUCUUUUAAGAGCCACCCA
Messenger RNA from Homo sapiens (human), 724 nucleotides. It is a transcript of the gene H1-6, whose product is annotated as H1.6 linker histone, cluster member. NCBI's taxonomy places the organism in Eukaryota, Metazoa, Chordata, Mammalia, Primates, Hominidae. The transcript has a single exon. Gene Ontology annotation, biological process: nucleosome assembly. Bases 43 to 666 code for a protein of 207 amino acids. Gene Ontology annotation, cellular component: chromatin; nucleus; chromosome. The record is from RefSeq and is marked reviewed. Gene Ontology annotation, molecular function: chromatin DNA binding; DNA binding; structural constituent of chromatin.